Molecule: messenger RNA, 939 nt
Organism: Penicillium longicatenatum
Lineage: Eukaryota; Fungi; Ascomycota; Eurotiomycetes; Eurotiales; Aspergillaceae
Exons: 1
Coding region: 1-939 (312 amino acids)
Source: RefSeq, a predicted model, not a curated record
AUGCCUAAAUACGUUUUAACCGGUGUUGGCGGAAACAUUGGCCGCAUCGCAGCCUCAUACGCACUGGAAAUCGCCCCAUCAGACACCACCCUUGUAUUCACAACAUCCGACCCAAGCAAAAUCCCCUCUGAAACCCUCGAAUCCUGGAAAGAGAAAGGCGCAACGAUAGCCGCAGCCAGCUAUGACGACGUAAGCAGCCUGGAGCGUGUUUUCGCUGGCGCGGAAGCUGUAAACCUGAUAUCGACCUGGGCUUUCGGUCGCCGACACGAACAAACGCAGAAUGUGAUCAAUGCCGCCAAAGCAUGCGGUGUGCGCCGAAUCUGCUACACCUCUUUUGUGGGCGCUGAUGACCCUGCUCCGGUGGAAGAGAUGCCCUUCUUACCUCGAGACCAUAAAAUGAACGAGGAGCUGAUCAGGGCAUCCGGGUUGGGAUACAAUAUCCAGCGUGAUUAUCUGUAUAUUGAUAACAUCCCUAACUUCUUUGCGCCGUCUUGGAAGUUCUGUGGGGAUAAGUGGUUCUUCAAUUCGCAUGGUGCCGCGGGUGCGUACGUUACUCGUGAGGACUGUGGAAGGGUGCAUGCUGCUCUUCUUUUGGGUAAGGGCGAGCCGAAUACCGUGGUUGAUGUUACUGGUCCUGAGGCUGUGACCGACCAGCAGGUCUUUGAGUGGAUCUGCGAGAAUCUUGGAGGUCAUGGUCAGUUUGUUGAUUUGCCGGAUGAUGAGUUGAGGGAGUAUUGGGUUAAGCUUGGACUGCCUACUUCUGUGACUGAGCCUUCGCCGCUUCCUAUGAAGCUUUGUGUGGAUGAUCUGUUGUGUUGUGGUGAGAUGGUCGCGAAGGGCUAUAUGACUAAGACUAGUGAUGCUGUUGAGACUCUCACUGGAAGAAAGCCUGUUUCCUUCCAGGAGGCUUUGUUAAAGUACAAGCAGGCGUUCGCCUAG